Molecule: messenger RNA, 1770 nt
Organism: Microsporum canis CBS 113480
Lineage: Eukaryota; Fungi; Ascomycota; Eurotiomycetes; Onygenales; Arthrodermataceae
Product: phosphoglycerate mutase family protein
Exons: 2
Coding region: 1-1770 (589 amino acids)
Source: RefSeq, a predicted model, not a curated record
AUGGGAAGACCACCGAGCAUCAUCAUCGUUGUCAGGUACGGUAUAUCUGUGUACAUAAGGGAUGCUUCAUCCGCUAACUUCACUCCCAUCAGGCAUGGUGCCCGACUGGAUGCGGCUGAUAAACAGUGGCAUCUUACCUCGCCAACACCAUACGAUCCGCCUUUGACGUACGGCGGCUGGAACCAGUCCCGUGCUCUGGGAGUUCGCAUCGGGACGCUUCUACAGUACCGUGAACUCCACAGGUGUCUCCCCUCCUCUCUGUCCUCUGAUGGCCUGCCGGAAAGCGGCCACCCCAGCCGUCAAAUCCAGUCUCCAUGCAGUGCGCAGGAACAAGAGCCGCGAAAGCAUCGUAUUAUCAUUCAUUCAUCGCCCUUUCUUCGAUGUGUCCAAACAGCCAUAUCAUUAAGUGCGGGGGUCAGUCAGUCGAAGCGUAUUCCAGCAGACUCGUCGCCUCACCAAUGGCCCCAGUCUGGUACCCCCCUACCAACGAGCCACCGCCGCUGGCGUUCCACUUCCCCUCGGCCACAGCGUCAGGAUUCGCCUCAGCUGGCCCCCAUACAAGAGCCCGGAGAAAACGCAGGUGAAGCUGCUCAUGGGAAAGAAAAAGUUUCCCCGCCAGGUGAAAAGCAAUGUUUACUCCGCCUGGACGCUUGUCUAGGAGAAUGGCUGACACCAGAUUACUUUGACACAAUCACACCACCGCCUGGGUCGGUCAUGAUGCUUGCAGGGGCAAAAUCAAGCUUGCUUCGACAAGAAGACUCUGUACCAUCGGAUAUAACUCCUCAGUCGGUCCGUGGACAUUUCCCCGGAGGCUGGAACGGAUUCUCUGCCAACAGUACUGCGGAAAACGGAAAAGGUGACGAGAAUAGCCCCCCAGCAACAGCUGCCUUCUCAGGAGGCAUGACAGAUAUUCUAGAUACCGCCGCUGAUAAGCCAGCCAACCUCCAAGGCUUAUCUAAACUGUCGACCACCUCCCAGACACAUAACGACAAUGAAUACAUCCCCCCAACGCCCACAUAUGCCAUAUCUCCCUCCGACCCUAUUCCCGCGGGGUAUGUAGCUCACGCGCGGGAUGCAUGUAUCGACGUAGACUACCAGUGGGACAGCAUGAGGGCCCCCCUGGAUUGGGGCAGUGGUGGGGAAUACGGUGAGGAGUGGAGCUCCAUGCACCGCAGAUUUCGAAGCGCGCUCGAGAGGAUGGUUAACUGGUACAAGGCCGGUGAUAGUAGAAAAACCAAAAGGCGGCUGUCUCACAGAGAGGAAUCUCAAAUGGCCUCUGACGAUACCCUGGCUACAGAUGAGGAUGACGAUACUGACACAGUCCUCAUAAUCGUUACUCACGGAGCUGGGUGCAACGCCAUCGUUGGUGCUCUGACCAACCGACCCGCCCUACUAGAUGUUGGCAUGGCUUCCUUGACACUCGCCGUUCACAGGAGCUGUAUUACGGGUGAUGAAAACGCCGUCAUUCAACCUACACCAACACAGAGGAAAUCAGGUAGCUCUAACGAGUUGUCGGAUGAGUAUGAAGUAAGGCAUGCCACCCCAGGCCUAUGGGGGUCUACCCCCGCUGCCGAACCCGUUGAUGAUAUUAUGCCAAACUUUGAGGGAUCUAAUAGCGACUCAAGAGGCAUUGAAGAUGCUGCAAAUACAAGAAACAAUGCUGUGGAUGGUGCACCACAGCGCGCGAAAUCCCAGCAUGGGCUCUGGAGUUCCCGUAGCCGCGAGCCAACCGCAAAGAGACGCUGGACGGUCACUGAACGAGGAAUAUGA